AUGGGAUUUCCUGCAGGCCACCAUGGUUUCAUUAUGGGAAGACUGCUGGGUUGCUUAGCAUUUGUGUUUUCUUGUAUAGAUCGUGCAAUCUGCUAUCUUGUUUCUUUUCUUUGGCUUAGCAAUCCACUACGCCCUGAAAGAAAUGGGCAGAGAGAAUCUCAAGAAAUCCCUUCUGUGCUUUCAUCGCCAUCAGAUGGUGACAUGGUUAGAAAUAAAUUGCCUGUCAUCAAAUUUCGGAGUUUUGCAGAGAGUUGUGGGGAGAUUCAAGACGAUGUUAUGUGUGCUGUUUGCUUGAGCUCGUUGGAGAGAGAUGAUGAAAUUCGGGAGCUGUGUAAUUGCUCUCACAAAUUUCAUAGGGAUUGUUUGGAUAAAUGGAUUGAUCACCAUCAGAUUACAUACCCUCUCUGCAGAUGUCCUCUGAUUGAACAAACAGAAAUAGUUCAUCAAAGCCAAGAUCACAGUGAUGAAGAUUGGAUCUCAUUUCUAUUUGAAGGUGGAGAUUUGGUCAAUUCAUUUUAG
Molecule: messenger RNA, 519 nt
Organism: Cryptomeria japonica (Japanese cedar)
Lineage: Eukaryota; Viridiplantae; Streptophyta; Pinopsida; Cupressales; Cupressaceae
Product: brassinosteroid-responsive RING protein 1-like
Exons: 1
Coding region: 1-519 (172 amino acids)
Biological process (GO): protein ubiquitination
Molecular function (GO): ubiquitin protein ligase activity
Source: RefSeq, a predicted model, not a curated record